Thermochaetoides thermophila DSM 1495 is the source of this 561-nucleotide messenger RNA. RefSeq lists its product as uncharacterized. Lineage: Eukaryota; Fungi; Ascomycota; Sordariomycetes; Sordariales; Chaetomiaceae. The record is from RefSeq and is a predicted model, not a curated record. Bases 1 to 561 code for a protein of 186 amino acids. The transcript is spliced from 2 exons.
AUGGACGGUAACGGCAGGACGUUGUCAUUAUGGUGGCUAUGGACGCUGUUCAUGAUGGCCACCACCUCCCUGGCCGUCUCUCUCAAGUCUGCCCAGGAGAUCGACUUGACCGGUUUGCCCUUCGCUUGCCGCCUGGCCUACAUUGCCAAUAUCGAAGGUUGCACUACUUCCGACUUCGCGAACGAAAAUACGUGUUCGCAGACAUGCGUUCGGGCCUUGCUUCGCGUCCAGGCCACCAUCCAGUCGGUCUGCAACACUGUCGACGUCCCCGAGGCAACCGUGCUGGGCCAAGUAUUGAAGGGGAAUAUCUUGGGCGUCUUGUGCACACCCAGAGGUGCGCUUCCCACGAAGCCGAAAGAAACCCCUCCGUCCGUCAACGACGACCACUAUAGCCCCAGUGAUUUCGGAAACGCUGAGUACAGUGACGCGGACUACCGCAUCAACCACUACGACUAUAUCGUCGUCGUCGACGACGACGACGACGACGACGACGAUUACGACCUCAGAAACUCCGAGUUCUGUCGAGACCUCCGGCUCCACGAUGUCGACGAGCGAGUCUGA